This is a messenger RNA of Dermacentor silvarum, 535 nucleotides long. RefSeq lists its product as uncharacterized. NCBI's taxonomy places the organism in Eukaryota, Metazoa, Arthropoda, Arachnida, Ixodida, Ixodidae. The record is from RefSeq and is a predicted model, not a curated record. The transcript is spliced from 4 exons. Bases 8 to 535 code for a protein of 175 amino acids.
UGCCUCAAUGCCGUCUAUGCUAUCAAACAAGUCCACUUCGGACACAAUAGCGUCGAUCGGUGAUAUGCAGUCCACGGAAAUACCUACAACGCAUUCCCCAGUCAAAAAACGUGCAUCAGCCGGCAUUGUUUGUGUUUUUGGCCGUGCCUGGGACGUUCCCUUGAGCACAGAAGACAUUGAGCCCUGUGACCACAUUGUAUUUGCCGAGUUGCUCGGCAAAGGGCCGUCAGACGAUAUCUGGAGUGACAGUAACUACAAGCUGGCCAGCGAGGUGAAUACGACAGCCGUCUACCUCGGUGUGUGGAGCCACGAGAUACCGCGUGACCAAGCAGAUGACUUUUACGACCUACUAAAAAGUGAAUUCCCUGAGUGGAAUGCCUUCUGUCUCUUAAGUAUACCUUUAGAUACGGGAAAGAUGGGAUGGGAGGAGGUGCGAAAGAUAACAAAGACAGACGGACUCAAGGAGCGGCUCAAUCGCACGUUGAUAGAAGUGCUGUCUAUAUACGUUUCUGACGACCACAUUGAUUGGGACUAG